GCGGGGCUGCGCAUGCGUGUUGAGAGGCCCGGCGGUGGCGGCUGGCGGCGGCAGCUGUGAGGGCUUCCCGGAAGAUGGUGCUGAUUAAGGAAUUCCGUGUAGUUUUGCCGUGUUCUGUUCAAGAGUAUCAGGUUGGACAGCUUUACUCUGUUGCAGAAGCGAGUAAGAAUGAAACUGGUGGUGGAGAAGGAAUCGAAGUCUUGAAGAAUGAACCUUAUGAAAAUGAUGGCGAGAAGGGACAGUACACACACAAAAUCUACCACCUGAAGAGCAAAGUCCCUGCGUUCGUGAGGAUGAUUGCUCCCGAGGGCUCCUUGGUGUUCCAUGAGAAAGCCUGGAAUGCUUACCCCUACUGCAGAACAAUUGUAACGAAUGAGUACAUGAAAGAUGACUUCUUCAUCAAAAUCGAAACAUGGCACAAACCUGACUUGGGAACAUUAGAAAAUGUUCACGGUUUAGAUCCAAACACAUGGAAAACCGUUGAAAUUGUCCACAUAGACAUUGCGGAUCGAAGUCAGGUUGAACCAGCAGACUACAAAGCUGAUGAGGACCCUGCAUUAUUCCAGUCAGUCAAGACCAAGAGAGGCCCCCUGGGACCUAACUGGAAGAAGGAGCUGGCAAACACCCCUGACUGUCCUAAGAUGUGUGCCUAUAAGCUGGUGACCAUCAAGUUCAAGUGGUGGGGGCUGCAGAGCAAAGUGGAGAACUUCAUCCAGAAGCAAGAAAAACGGAUAUUUACAAACUUACAUCGCCAGCUCUUUUGUUGGAUUGACAAGUGGAUUGACUUGACAAUGGAAGACAUUAGGAGAAUGGAGGAUGAGACUCAGAAAGAACUAGAAACAAUGCGUAAGAAGGGUUCCGUCCGAGGCACGUCGGCUGCUGAUGCCUAGAUGAGCCCCUGUAGGUCAGAGACAUUAUCAAACUGUCUACGGAGUCAAGGCCAAGUGAGGGGGACCAGUGCGGCCUGCGACGACUGAAGCCACCAGCGUCUCAGUGUUGACGAUGUUUCCAGUGUGUGCCUCUGACGGCUCGAGCACACAUGUGCACACGCGAGGGCACACACACACACCCAUGCACACACACUCACACUGUAUGUAUGUCUGUAGCUGUAUGUAAAGCACAUAUGGCUACAGGCCUAGAUACACACGAGUGUAUAUAUAUAUAUGUACAUGUAAAGAUGGAAGGGAUCAGUACCUUUUCUCCAAAGUACUGCACCUGUCUUCAGCAAAAAUACUAAAGAAAAUAUUUUCAAUAUAUAUACCUGGAACAGAUAUUAAUAACCAUCAACAUGAUGCCCUGGAAGGACAAACGGACUGCCAUGUGGUGCCCGGUGGUGCUGGCUGGCGUGCUUCGUGAAUGCCAGGUGUGGACCAGUGUGUACAGCCUUUGGUUAGGUUUCUGUUUUUUUCAAGUCACCACACACACACAUUUAGUCUCAACCCAUCAGCAACAACUCCUACAGAAAGAUUUUUUCAAAUUUUUAGAUACUCCAGUGACUCUGGAAUGUAAACUCUGGAUGUAUUUAUAACUAUUUAUUUCUGGGUGGCCACUAUCUUCCAGCCAAAUCCAACAAUAUCUGUCAAGUAAGGAGUGAAAGCUCUUUAUUGGUUUGCCCGAGGGUUGGGGAUAUCCUUUUUUAAAAAAUUGCCACUUUUUAUUGGAUUUUUGUAUUUUGAAUUUCAAGUAUUUUUCUAUAUCAAAUCUAGCAAAAAACAGUGAUGACGGUUUGUGAUUUAUAAUAAACACUAGACAAUAUUCAGAUUCUGGCUAAGCAAACAGGGUGAUCAAGCAAUUAACCUGAGUGGCACUGCAGGCUGUGCAGAGCACUUCUGUGGAGUUUUGUUUCUGAAAUGGCUCUUCUGAAAUUACGGCCCGGAGACUGGAUGGUCUGUAUUGCUCUCAGCUCACAGUUCACAGGGUAGGAGAGUGGUCCCGCCCGGCUGUUUCCAGUUACAGUCUAAGCCAGGAGGAAAUGCUGAUGGGAGCAGGCACAGCUUGAGCAUGGCAGAGGCCUGUCCCCGUCCUGAGGCCCAGCUAGACCUGGGCCUUGCUGACAGCUCUGCUUCCUCCUCCUGUAUCCACGCCUCCUCCCCCUUCCUCUUCUGUCUCUACUUUCUCCUUUUUUUUUAAGAGAAAGGAGCAGUAGCUGGGAAGGAUUUUCUUUUUUUAUUACCUUUCUGUCUGAUGCUAUUCUCCUCUCGUCAGUCCUGGAACCCUGACCAGCAUCACACUGUUGAAUCCUUCAGGUUACACACUGCCUUUUAACCUCCACCCUGCAGUCAGAGCACGGUGGUGACACCCCUUUGUUGACAGGCUUGACCUUCAUGUCCCCUCUGCCCUGCCCUGUGUCCCAUGGGGGAAAUGGCAGAGAUCCCCACUGCAUCACACUGCCCUGUUAGCCUCAGCAACAAGCCCUGGGUUCCAUGUCCUCUAAGCUCAAGGUAAAGGUGGUUAUUCCCUGGGCACUGUUGGGAGCUGGGAAGGUCACCACCAGAAGGGUCACUGCCAGCCUUGUCUCCUCCAGUGAAACCAACUCAGACAUCCGUAGUUUCUCUGAGAGCUGGGGCACACAAGGAAACCAGAGCCCAGUAUGGACUCUCGUGUUGCUCUAGCAGCUGUGGAGGUCGAGGGAUGUGGUGAAUGCAAAGAACCCAGUUUACUUGGCAGUCUCCUGUGUAAAUCACAGUAAAACAAAGUGAAAUCGAAACAAGAAUAAAUUUGAUCUCAAAAUGCCA
Rattus rattus (black rat) is the source of this 2735-nucleotide messenger RNA. It is a transcript of the gene Pitpnb, whose product is annotated as phosphatidylinositol transfer protein beta. Gene Ontology annotation, biological process: phospholipid transport. The transcript has 12 exons. Gene Ontology annotation, cellular component: cytoplasm. The record is from RefSeq and is a predicted model, not a curated record. The coding region runs from base 75 to 890 and encodes 271 amino acids. Gene Ontology annotation, molecular function: phosphatidylinositol transfer activity; phosphatidylinositol binding; phosphatidylcholine intramembrane carrier activity. Lineage: Eukaryota; Metazoa; Chordata; Mammalia; Rodentia; Muridae.